This is a messenger RNA of Dujonia railenensis, 1224 nucleotides long. The record is from the annotation of a GenBank genome assembly. NCBI's taxonomy places the organism in Eukaryota, Fungi, Ascomycota, Pichiomycetes, Serinales, Debaryomycetaceae.
AUGAGAGCCAUUCCUUCGAACUCUUGGUCGUUAUCAAACGAUCAAUGGUGCCUUAAACUCGGGUUGAUCCCAAACUCUUCGCACUUCGCAUGCUCUUCCUCAUCGGGACUCAUCAAUAUCUAUGACAUGUCUUCCAGCCAGCCUAUUACGUCGAUAAAAGCCCAUGAAUCGAGUAUAAACUCCAUGAAAGUGAUCGACGAAAACACUGUAGGCUCCUGCUCUACAGAUGGGAUCAAAGUCUGGGACUUAAGAAGCUCCAGCACCGGCUCACCUGCCGUCAGCUUCACUAAUGGCAGAUCUUCAAAUUUCUUGAGUUUGAACUUCUCUAAACUAAACCCUGCAAUCGUCGCCGGAGGUACAGAAUUGAUGGGUGUCGAUGCACAAGUCCACAUGUGGGACCUUAGAAACCCAAAGGAUGUUGUGAGAUCGUUCUUAGACUCUCACCACGAUGACGUGACCGACAUCAAGUUCCACCCCACCUUGCCAAACUAUCUUAUGUCUGGAUCCACGGACGGAUACGUGAACAUAUACGACUUGUCACAGCAAGAAGAGGAAGAUGCCUUACAUCAAGUGAUAAACUAUGCUUCAGUGCAUUCCUGUCAUUUCACUCAAGAGAAGAGAAUCUCAGUACUCUCGCAUAUGGAGACUCUAGCCUUCUUCGAGCUCAACAAUACUAAUUACGAAAGCAUAGAAGAGCCAGCUCCAAACGACUUAGGAGAUAUCAGAGCCAUCUGGCCUGAUUGUGAAUACGUUAUAGACUUAUAUCCUGGAUUUGUAGCCUAUGGAGCCAACUCCAAAGAAAAGAUUUUAUUGUAUCCGUUUGAUAGCGCUGCUGAGAAGGUGGACUUGACCAAACCAGUAUGGUUCCCCAAGGCUCAUGGUGAGGAAAUUGUUCGUGAUGUAAUGACCAUCCCAGGAACGAACACCAUCCUAACUUGCGGAGAAGAUGGGUUUAUCAGAUCGUGGGAAUUACCUUACAACUUGAACUCUCCUGCUUCAUUCUAUGAUGGAAGUGCUAAAGAAGAGAUGGAGGAUGUGAUUGAAGAGAUUGAAGGAGAAAAGAAAGUGAAAAAGGACAAGAAGGAUAAGAAAGAUAAGAAGGAAAAGAAGGAGAAGAAAGAGAAGAAGGAUAAAAAGGACAAGAAAGAUAAGAAGAGCAAAAAAGAGAAGAAGGAAAAUAAGGAGAAAAAGUCAAAGAGUGACGUUAGAUUCAAGCCAUAUUAG